UGGUCGGUGUGGCCAGUCACCAUGUCGAGUGUGGAGUGGAGGGAGUGCCCGGACUGGCUCGCGAGGAUUGGGCUUAUAAGUCGUGAUCAUGUACUCACAUCACCUAAUGCCACACUCAUAGACUUCUGUAGGUUCCUCAGGGAUGGUGUCAUGGUAUGCAAAUUACUGUACAUCCUGGACGAGGACAGUAUAGACCUGAGGAGUAUUAACCAGCGGCCGCAGAAUGCACGGUUUUUGUGUAUGAAGAACAUCGGCAUCUUCCUACAAACGUGUGAAAAGAUGUUUGACCUUGACAAAGAUGACCUCUUUGAACCGGAAAUGCUUUUUGAAUUUUUGGAUUUUGGAAGGGUUAUUGCAACAUUAUCCAAACUCAGCAAAUCACAACAAGCACAGUAUUGGCAAGUUAAGGGCUUUCCUGAGGACCGAGGGGAAGAUAAGUAUGACAAUAAGAUCUAUGAAACCCUCUCAACAGACAUGGUCAAUGGACCAGCAGGUGACCUCAUGAACAGCAACAUAAGGACAUUUGAAGAGGAAAACGACUUCGCUUUUAAAGAUGAGAAAAUAUACGCAGAUCUCAAACUAUGCCACACGCACCCACGCCAGUUGUUGGAGGAAGACGACGAAAGCAUGCAUAUAUAUGACGAACCGUCCAACUUCAAGGAGGAUAUACCCAAAGAAAAGCGAGAUCUCUGUCUUCAGGAGCUGGUAGAAACCGAGAACAAUUACGUUGACGCGUUACACAUGCUUUGUAAUAAAUUCCACAAACCGUUAAAAAAAUUGAUAAGUGAAGAACAACUACAAAAAGUAUUCUGCAAAAUCCCGGAGUUGGCCAAAAUCCACAGCACACUACAUGGAGGUCUCAAAGAAGCACAGAAUAACUCCCACAACAGAACAGUCUCCAAAGUGUUCCUGGACAACCAAGAGAAUCUUCUUUUAUAUGGAGAUUAUUGUGCUAACCUUACAACUGCUCAACAAGAACUAGAAGACGUUAUGAAUAACAAUGAAACGGUUAAAAACGUAAUUCAGGAAUGUCAAAGAGAAGUAAGCGAUGGGAGACAUCAACUGCGGGAAUACCUGGUGGUGCCAUUACAACGCAUACUCAAGUAUCAUCUCUUACUACAGGAGCUUGUGCGUCACACUCAGCCCAACCACGCAGACCUGCACAACCUAAAGAAAGCUUACGAGGCAAUGAUGGACCUGGCUGAGUAUAUCAACGAAGUGAAAAGAGACAAAGAAAUGCAACAAAUAAUAAAUGACCUCCAGAUGAGUAUAAUGGACAUGCCAAGUGAAAUCAGCAAUUUGGAAGACCUCGGAAAACUCAGAUACGACGGAGAAACUAGGAUUGAAUGUCACCCAGAUACAACGAAAAAGAGAUAUGUAUUUGUGUUCGACAAAGUUGUGGUGAUCUGCGGCAGACAAACAAGGAGAUUAUCCGAGCUGUUCAUAGGUGCUAAUUCGAAUAGAUGGUCUUUGGGGGAGGUGCCAAUAGAGGACGAAAAAUAUGUCUUCAAAGACUGGGUGAAGCUGGAGAACUGUAAGGUGGAGGACACAGUGGGUGGAGCUCACGGUGGCAGUACAAAGGUUAAGCAAAAUAGUUUUUACCUGGUCGUCAAGGGCAACAAGAAGGCCUACACCUUCCUAGCCAAGGACAGUGAUGCCAAACAGAAGUGGAUGAAGAACAUAAGUGAGGCAAUAGAAUAUUUAAAUCCUCAUGUGAAUCAGGAACUGGGCCAUGAAUUCGCCAUCACCACCUUUACCAAGCCAAGCACUAAAUGUGAUAUGUGUGUUAAAUUGCUCAAAGGAUGCAUGUUUCAGGGAUACCAGUGUGCAAGAUGCAGGAUGGUGGUCCACAAGUCUUGCAUGAGUAAUGUGAAUAUGUGCCAUGGGUGUGUUCCACAAUUGCCCUUACAACAACAGGGCCAUCAGCCUCCUUCUUUGUCAAACCCCAUCGGUGCUCACGGGUCUAUAAGGUACCCUGGCUAUGGUAACCUUCAAGUGCAAGAGUACCCCUGGUGGGCCGAGAGAAUGAGCCGAGACGAUGCCACGAUCCACCUGGGACUAUCUACAAACGGAACGUUCCUCAUCCGCUGGUCUGACCGUCACGAAAAGCUCAUCUUGUCACUCAAGGCGAUGGGCGAGGUGAAACACAUGAGAAUUUUACGACAGGAAGAAGGUGGCUACUUCUACUUGAGUGAGGCUCGUUACUUCAAGGACAUCAUGGAACUCAUAAACUUCUACAGACAGUCACCACUCUCAGAAAGCUUCACUGGGUUGGAUUGCUGUUUGCGCCGCCCUCUGUAUGACUCUGCUGUAGUGAAGUUUCCAUAUGUGGGAACUGGUGCCAGUCAUCUCAGUUUGGUGCCCGGCCAGAAAAUCGUGAUCAUGAGCAGGGAAGGAGAGAACCGAGGCUGGUGGAAAGGACGAUCAGGCAACAGGAUGGGCUACUUCCCCAAGGAAUACGUCACUUUAGAACACAACAGCAUGCAUCCCUGGUGAGAUGGUAAAAGAUAUUUUGCACUUGAGACAAAGGAGGUGUUAAUUAUUAUGUAUAGUUGCCCCUGAGCUAAGUACAGUACAGUAUAGUAUAGUAUUACCAUGAUCUGAUGAUGAAGGUAAUAGUGACAGUGCUCAUCCUGUGUUUGUCACAAGGAAGUAUUUUCUGAGAUGUUGAAAUUGAAAUUAUUUUUCACACUUAUUACUUAACACCAACGUAGCACCACAUGUUGCCCAACUUUAGAUUCUAACAGAACUGUCUGUCAGAUUGUUCUUUUAUUACCUCAUUUUCUUGCUUUUUUAUAUAAUACUCUGCAUUUAUUUCUUGCAUCAAAGUUCAUUUUGUGCUGUAUUGUCACCAGUCUAGUGUAUCAAGUGUCAUCCACAUUUCAUCAAAGCUUUUCCUCCUCAAGUCUUUAUAAAUAAUCUAUUAUAUUAUUUUCUUCAGUUAUUAUUUCACUGUUAGGAAUCGAUGCAAAGAUUACUUGGUGAUUCUCCCCCCAAAAUAAUAAUACCUCAACUCUGUUUUAAUGUAUAUUACCAGAUCACUAAUUUGCAACCAAGUACAGUACCAACAUCCAGGUGAUUUCUUAUGAAAAAAUAUAAAAAUAAAUAGCUAAACAAAUGUUCAUCAGAGCACAAAUCCCCUUCCAGUGUGACUGGCAUGCCUGGCCCACAACUUUGACAUAAGCUUGACAAGUCAGAUUUGUCUCUUGUUUUUGUUUGUUGAGUUAUUUUAUUCACACAUGACAUUCACAGAGUGAAAUCAAUAAUCCAUGGACUACUUGGGUUAUGAAGAAUAAAUUAACUGUCAUGAUGGGGUAGCCAUUGUAGAGAAUGUUUAUUUUUAUUGCCAUGAAUAAAGAAAGGUUCAGGGAGAUACUCUCUGUUGACAUAUGGUUUUUGCACUGACCAAAGUUGAAUUGGGAACAUUAAAACAAAACCAUUCACAAGUUUUUUAUACAAAGUUGAUGAGCCCAAGUGAUUUUGGUCUCAGUCAUUCCACAGAAGGCUCCACUUUUCUUAUUAAGGGAUUGUACUGUACUCUGUGUUCAUUAUACAGUACACAUUACCCAGUUAAUGUAUGUGUCAGUCUACUAUUUUAAAGCAAACUAAACAUGAUAAAGCAUUUAUAGUUGUAGAAUUUAAACGCCUCUCACACUCAGCUAUCUGUCUGUUUGUAUAUUAUUUUAAAGCAGUCAUAUGAACCACCUAAAGCAUUCUGGUUCUUGACCUGCACACAGCCAUGCAACAAAAGUUGUGUUGCCAUGGCUAAAACACUUAUUGGGGAAUUUUAAAUAUGGUUUGGCUAUCAGACAAAUAGUGUUCACUAGUCUGCAACAAGAAAUAAGAGAAGUGUAAAUAAACAGGGACGAGUGAUGCAACAGGAAAAAAACGAGAUGUGUGAAGUAGGAAUAGAUAGACAAACAUAAAAAGGAAAAUACUAAAAUAUAAUCAUAAAACAAGAAAGGAUUGAAUAAGGGUUGACAAUUUGUGCCAGAGCAAAUUGACUGCAUUAUGAAAUAGACCAAAGAAAAGAACCACUUGUUGGAGGAUGACCACUUCCCAUUGGUAGUUUGUGUGUGUGGGUGGGUUGAUCUAGUCAGCCCUUCCUUCAUCACUUUAUGUUAUCUUUUUCUGCAUUUCAUUCUCAGGCUUUGUGCACCAUGACCUUAGGGAGACACAGGAAAGGUUUGACUUAUUUCUUGACCUUGUCUCUUAGACGUGUGAGUAAGAGUGUGACGUAGGUGCAUGUUUGUUACAAGGGAUACUUACACCAAGAUCAUAAACUGGAGGGGUAAUCAUGUGCCAAAACUUUUGCUUAUACAUAUACUGUAUGUAGACUAAGAUUAUAUGUAGUAGUAAUAUAUAGGAAGUAAACUGUUGAUAGUGUAUUAUGUGAAGCCUUUUGUUGCUACAGGUGUAUUGUCCUACUGUAUUUCAUAAAUAUUGUAUUCUAUUUUCCAUAGUGCCCACUCACUGAUUAUAUUUUUCAUCAUAUGAUUAUAAGUGUUCUUGAGUGAAUAAUUUUUGCUAUCUUAUGCUGAGAGAAUCUCAUUUUGGUCUUAAUAUUAACUUUAAGAGUUACAUGUACUUGGUAUUAUACAAAUCUUAUGUACAGUUUUCCUUCCCUCAUGUACACAUACUCUAAAACUGUUAUUAACUGAUACACUUAACAACACGGUGUAGUAAUAACGCUCUCUGGCAUUAUAUACAACAUUUGAAUAUAUAUUGCUGUUACUAGUAUGAUCUACACAUCAGUUGAAGUAAAUUAUCACCACAUAAAGCACAUUGUUAAAGGUAGUACAGUACCACCCAAUGGUUAGUUUAUGACAAUUUGGGAUCCUUAUUAGUAGCUAACUGGCAUAAAAAAUUUGUUGCAAUGCUGUCUCAGGUCAUUGAUAAUUUUUUACUCUCAAAUUGUCUAAUAAUUGGAAAGUCUGCAAGUAAUGUAGUACUUUUUACCCUCACUACCCACAGCUGCGGAUGGGUACUGUAUUGUUUUGGAUUUUGUCAGUCUGUCCGUGUCUCCAGAAUAACUCGAGAAUGGGUUUGCAGAUGAUAAACUGUCAAUGCUAAGCAUGAAAAUAUUUAACAGGUGUUGCCACGUUAACCGUUCAUACAAUGAUAACACAAACGGUUUACGGGCGUUAAAAAAAAAUGAGCACACGAGACGGACAGUGUGUAGCGGUGAGCACUGUACAUUAACUUACAGCAAUAGUGUCACCCUGCCAUGGUAACACUUACCAAUUAUCAAAUAAAAUUGUGCAAUAAAUAUAGAUAACAUUAUACUGUUGGAUCAGUAGUAAGUACUGUGCCAGGUAUUGCAAGUUAGAUGUGUUAGCUAGUUGGUACAUUAUCAGGGAAUUCUAACCACUCUCAACUAUAUUACAAAUGUAAAUUUUUUGGCACCUCACUGUUACUUGGAGUUCAUUUCUUAUACAAAUAACAAAGCAGCCCAUUAACAGGAAAGACAAUAGCAGUAAUAUAAAUGCUUAAGUGUAGUAUAGCACUGUAUGAAAUGUGUGUGUUCAUCUGGUCCAGAGUUCAUGUUCACAAAGAUUUGUAUGUUGAAUUAUUUUCCCACUGUUAGGUUAUGAGACUGCAUUUAACUAUCCCAUGUGAGCUGUAACAUGAAAAUGGCAAACAAUGGAUAUUAAUAUUACACCAAGACACUACUUUAACCAAACGUUCGUUUGUCCACAAUUAUGAGGAAAAAAUUACAGUAUGUACAAAUUUUUAAGAAUUCAGGUACUGAUGAACAAUAGGAAGUUAUUCUUUUAUCUUUGCUCUUAAUGUAUUAUGUUGUCAUUGUUUUUAUAAUGGGAAUGGUGCUUCAGGUUACUAUCUUACACUGAAUGUUUGAUAUUGUCAGUACAUUAGUGGUGCCACACUCAUGAAGAUGGAAUCUGCCUAUGAGAGUGGAGUCUCUUUAAAUUACCAUAGUGGACUGUAUACAAUAACUUUAGGUUACUUCAAGCAAUAGUAGCAUCGACCAGGGUGAAUCAGACCGGCAAAUGACUGAGGUUUUAAUAACUCCCUUAUUUAUUUUUUUUUUUUUUGAAUGAAAUUUUUUUGGUAUAAUUACAUAAAGCAUUUAAAUACAGUUUUUGUUUGUUUUAACAGCUAUUGUAGUCACUUGCUAAAGUAUAAUGGGAGUUAUGUGGUCUGAUUCACCUGCAGUUAUGGGGCAAAAGUGGACCAGUGACACAAUUCCUUAAAAUUUUUAUUUAUUUGUGCAGUUUCUUGUAUAAUAUCUUGCAAAACAUCUUUCUUCUCUAUUUACACAACUCAAUUUUUUGUUUAAAUUUCUUUAUUUAUUAUAUUCCACAAGUCUGUGCAUUUUCACGAGUGUUCCCAAAUUACUGUGUUUAUCGAUUGUCCGUACUUGUUUGAGAAAAAACUCAUUACAAUACUCCAAUGUGAACGUACGUGUGGAGGCAAUGAGCUAUAAUUAAAUAGCUAGCUACCAGCUAGCCACGCUCGCUUCCUCGAUGAUACGUAACUGCAUACACACACACACACACUUCUUUGAUCAGCUAUGUAACUGCCUGGCUGAAUUGUGUCACAUUGCCCAGAGGAUGGUUUGAGUGUGGAAGGAGCAAAUUUUUGUAUUGUGCAUAAAACAGUACAGUAUGUGCUAUUUAUUUUAUAAUACGCUGUGAAGUAAUUAUAUUGUUUAUCUAAGCAAUUUUUAUUCAUUUUAGAUGAAAUUUGGAUUUUUUCAAAUUAGGCAUGAUCCACAUUCACCCGGUGACUAAAUUCUUCAAGGUGAAUGUGGACCGAAUUUUGAUCCAUCAUAAUUAUGUAAAAAAUUAAGGUUCUUUCUUUGGCACAUUUUUCCAAUCUAAGAGUACAGUAUUGUAUCCGAAUUUAACCUUUAUAAGACAAAUAGUAUUUUCAAAAGUGAAAUUCCCAGGCAAUUCGUCUUCUCUGCUUUAGAAUAUAGUCACAUUUCCUUCAUAAUUACUCUUGAGGUGACAAAACAGUUUCUCUGCAAGCUGAAAACAGCUAAAAAAAAAUUAUUUGUUUUGUGAUUUCACCAAGCAUGGUCUAUUAGCCCCAGUGGUCCUCUUUGCCCCAGUCAACGCUAUAGUAUUUUUAAUUAGAAACAAAGUUAUCAUAUUAGUAUACAGCAUAAUGUGUAAAGUUGGUUAUAGUUUAAAUAAGCAUUUAGACCAAUUGGGUUUGAACUGGUUGAAAGUUACUAUGAGAACACACUGUUUAUGGGCAGGUCUCAUUCUGGCACACAAGAAAUCUUUUCCUGGAAGCACUGUGGCCACUACGCUGUCUGUGUAUGGUAUCUGGAUCUUAGAAUGAAGUAGGAAUUUUCAGUGUUGGUUAGUCUGUUACAUAGACAAGGCUGAUGCAGUUGGAUAUACUGUACUGAUUGUUGUUUUUCCCUCAUACCCAAAUAGCUAGAACUGGGAGUUAUAAUAAAAGAUCCUUAUUAGUUUAGUUUGCUAUUUCUUGUGAUUAAUGGCAGUGCUAAUGUACAUGACAAGAUUAUUUCCAUGUAUUAAACAAUAUCCUUAGGUACUUUAUUCCAGUAUCCAUUAUAAGUAUUUAUGAAUUAUUUCUAGAUGAAAUAUAAUCUCUUUUAUGAAUUAUGUUAUAAAACCCGGUUAAUGUUAGAAUAAGAAAGCAAACCCCUGUGAUUCAGUUAUUCUCAGUAAAUGAAUGUAAUGAUAAAUCUUGUGGUUUUGUUGCUGGUAACUUCAUGGUGAUUCUCAUUUAGUGUACAGAUUAUGGCUGAAAGGUAAGGCUGGCUUUAUGUGUUUCCUCAUUACUAUAUCACUUCUGCCAUGUGUUGAGAACAUGAAAAACAGAUUUGUUUUUCAUUUAGCUGUCUUUAGAUAGAGCCUCAUGAACUCUUACACAUAUUGUACUCAUAUUAGCUAUGAUAUUUGAAAUACAAUAGAACCAUGAUUAUCUCCCCAUAUUGGAAUAUUAUAAUACAAUGUGAUAAGUUGUAUCAGCUCAGGCUGGUAAAAAAAAGGCAAUCUUAAAGCUGUUUGACAUGGCUAAAAAAAAAAUAAACUUGGUCUCUGCAGUCUGCCCAACCUUUCAGAUAUUGUACAAGCACAUUUUGUAAGCAGUCACAUGUAAGAUUGAAACAGUUUAGUAAACUUUGCUGGUUAUACACCAUUUAUGUACAUGAAUCUUUGCCUCCCCCGUUUUAUUGACAUCCAAAGUAUUGUAAAACCAAAAGCUGGUGAUGCAGGACUAAGAGGAGAGUAUAACAUCGAAGUGUUGGCUUGCAUGAAGGGGAGGCCUAUAGGAAGACUCCUUAUUUUCAGUAAUGUGUAUUUGCUAUCCAACUGCCCUCCAUCAUGUGGCUUGAAAGUAUAUAAAAUAAAAAAACAGGCGAUGCAGACUUUCUUGAAAGUGCUUGCACUUUUUAAAUGCAUAUGAUUAGUUUUAGUGUUUGUUUGUUUUUAAAUGUCAACAUAAACAUGAGCCCCGUCUAAGUAUAUAAAUGCUCAUUAGGAAUAUAGGACCAUGAAGGGGGGGACAAGUUGGGAAAAAUGCGUUGCUUUUUCUUGUAAUGUCAUACUAUCAUUGUAAGACCUUUUGCUUCAUUCAAAAUGGCAGUUUCUCAGAUAUGCUCCUUGUGGAGAUUAGGUCUUUGCCAGUCAGGGUGAUUGACAAUAAUAACUGUAAUAGAUCACAAUUUUUGGUCUUUGCACAAGUUCAGAAGCACUCAUUUAUUGAUAAUGUCAGCCUGUGGUAGUAGUCAAUGUGUUUUUCAUAAUACUGUAAUAGGGUAAUUUAUGAGAGGAUUUUUUUAUUAAGGUUAUGAUGGUGCUCAAUUAGAAAUGAAUAGGCUUAUAUUAUCAAUUUUAUGAUUCAGAUUUUUCUUGAAUUUCCAUAUUGUAUAUUAGCUCAGGCAUACACAUGUAUGUAUAGUCAUUUAACGUGAGGGAAUUUUUUAAUACUGUACAGGUACAGUAUUUCUGUUUCUUCUAAGAGUUGUCUGUUUCUUCACCUCUAACAAGAUUGUCUUUUUUUUUCCUUGGAAAUUUAAGGAGUAACUGAGAAGCAGUUAUUGGAGUUGAUUGUAAUAUUUUCUUGCUAUGUAUUAAGGAUGUUAGUAGGAUAACAAGUCCUUGGGUUCAGGGGAUCUGAUUGUGUUAUUUCAGUGAAAAUGAAAUAAUGGAAAAAUUACUAAACUUAUAUAUGUAAUACGUAUUUAAAUGAGACAAGUUAACUUUAUUGUUUUUCUUCAACAAUUACUAAGUUUGUCACUUUUCCCUAAAAAAUUUUGAUCUCUGCAUCAAAGGGAAUUUGGACAAGCAAAUAAUGGACGUCCUUGAUAUGUAACGGCAGACUAAUGUACUGAAUAUCAGUGUUAGUUGAGUGGUGUAUAGUGUCAUGUGAACUAAGUUAAAUUAUAGGCCAAUAGGAGAGUAUAUAGUACAGUAAAAAGUUAUGUAGCUAAUUCAUAUGGAAAAUUGCUUCUGCUUAUGAGAUUGUAAUUAGAGAGAGUAAAGCAGGAUCAUUGUAGCAGGACCAUGCACACAGUGUUGCAGGACCAUGCACACAGUGUUGCAGGACCAUGCAUACAGUGUUGAAUAUUUACAGUGAUCAGUUAAUGUUGUAUUGUAACACCCUUUUCUGUGUUUACUUUCUUGUUAUUAAAGAAAACAGAUUAAACUCAUUAAAGAGUUCAUGAUGAUCACUGUGUGAGCAUGAACCUUUAACAGUGACUUAGUUAAUAACAACACUGUUGAUUGAACCAUAUUAUUGAACAGUACUUUAUUUGAUUAAUUCUCCAACAGCCAAAUUUACUUCAUUACAUGUCAUUAUAAUGUCAAGUGAUGGUUGUUGUUGGGGUGUCAACCAAUAAAAGUAAGCUUUUGAUUAUAUAGUUGUGUCACUGUAGUUCAUAACCUAGCCAUUAAAUUUGAUGAAAUAGAUUCUUGUAUUAGAGGCACAAAGUGAGAAACUAUUUCUCACUGUGUAAAACAGUCCAUUGAAAAGCUCUUAAGGUUAUAGUCAAUGCAUAUCCACUUAGCUGCAGAUUCUUGGAAUGAUUUUUGAGGUAAGCGGAAAAUACUUGGCUUUUAAAGUUAAGUGGGGUGUUUGUUAACUUGUGACUGAUUAUGUGAAUACCGUUUAAGGUAUUAUGUAUUCGUAAUAGUAUUGCCUAAUAGGUGUAAUUGAUCUUAUGACUUGAAUUGUGAGACAUUGAAUAAUUUCCACACUAUCUGCAGUAAGGUGUUCAAGUUGCAUAUUUAUUAUAGUCAUGUGUGAGUCAUUUUUAAUCAGAUUUAAGAUAUAUAAAGAUAUGGUUUUAUGAGACAUGAUUUGUCUUAUCUGUGAAGCUUCUAUCUUGUGAACCUGACUUUUGUUUGUGGUCAUCUCAGGGGUUCAAAGUUAGCAUAAUUCUGCUUCUGUUAUCUGCCAGUGAACAUGUUUAUAAUAUGAAUGUGUACCUAAAAUUCAGUGCCAUGACAAUGUUGAUACCCUAUUAUUGAUUUUUAGACACACACACCAUACCAUAAAUCACUCCUGUUUAUAAAACCUAAACCUUACAAAAUAAAGAUAUACUGUGUACGGUAUAUAAAGUCACUUAAUUUUAAGAGAAAAGAAGAAAUAGAAUGACAAAAUACAAUAAAUGGAAGUAAAAAAUAGGUCAUCGUGUGAAUAAAAUCCUGUAAAUUUAAAGUUUAACCUUGUUCGUAACGGUGGGCAUUCAUAUACACAGUAUUGUACUACUUUUGAACCCCUGGUGACCCUGUAAAUAUGUGACAAAAUAAUGCAUUUUUCCUCCCAAAUUAAAACCUAUUUAGCUAU
Messenger RNA from Homarus americanus (American lobster), 10794 nucleotides. RefSeq names its product protein vav-like (gene Vav). Bases 22 to 2496 code for a protein of 824 amino acids. Gene Ontology annotation, cellular component: cytoplasm. Gene Ontology annotation, molecular function: guanyl-nucleotide exchange factor activity; protein binding. The transcript is spliced from 21 exons. Gene Ontology annotation, biological process: regulation of GTPase activity; intracellular signal transduction; cell migration. The record is from RefSeq and is a predicted model, not a curated record. NCBI's taxonomy places the organism in Eukaryota, Metazoa, Arthropoda, Malacostraca, Decapoda, Nephropidae.